AGCGGCGCACGGCACUGAACAAGAAAUAAUGCGUGGCGUUGCGGCGUCCGCCUCGACACUCCGCCCUGGGCCACCCCCAGCCGUCCGAUCAAAAUCGGACGCCCCAGCCCUUCUCCUCCCGCGGGCCCUCUCGCCGCCCCGCCGCCUCCGCCUCCGGCGACCGCCGGAGCCCACCCCCCGCCUCCGCCUCUUCAUGGCUUCCCCCUCCGCGGCGGCCCCAGGAGGGGACGCUUCCUUGGCCGAGAUGAACUCGGCCGCCGACUUCUCCGCCGUCGCCUGCCCCGGUGGCGGCCGCAUAUCCGUCGUCGGCUUCGGCUCCCUCCUCUCCGAGCGGAGCUCGAGGAGCACGUUCCCGGAGCUGGAGGGGUUCCGGGUGGCGGCGCUUCGCGGGUUCCGCCGCGUCUUCGCCCACUCCGCCCCGAUCUUCUUCGAGCGCGGCAUCGCCAUCGAGGUCACCAAGGAAUUCUCGAGCUUAAGUGUGGAGCCAUGUGAGGGUGAGCUGAUUAUUGUCACUGUAUUUGAAAUAAAGGAGGAAGAGGUCCCAGCAUUCAUCGAGAGAGAGCAUGAGUUUAGAUUUCUUGCGGUUGUUCCUGAAGGACUGGAUGGGGUGCCUUAUGCAAAUCCAGCAGUUGUCUGUGCACGUUAUAGUGAUGAAGAGUAUUUCCAAGUGAGAUGCAAAGGAAGCAAGGAAAUAUAUGAUCAGCGCUAUGGACGAUACAACAUUGAUAGAAUAUGGAGGGAUGAUAUUUUACCCUGUCGUGUUUAUCUUAGACAUUGCGUCCUCGCUGCGAAAAAUCUUGGAGAACCAGCAUACAGCAACUUCUUAGACCACACCUAUCUGGGUGACCGGAAGACCACGAUAAGGGAAUACUUGGCCACUACUGGAGCUGGCAUCAUGGAAGAGGAGCCUCCAGAAUCGCUAAAAAGCCGCUAUGGUGGCUAGCUAGCUCCACGAAGACAGACACCGUCGACUCCACAGCCACCACGAUUGAACUUCCAUUCGCUUUGCUGUCUAUCAAACCGACAGUCGGUGUGUUCCAGGACCCUGCCAAAUAAUUCCUGAUGGUUCAGCCUUCAGCACAUGAGAUCAAAGUUGCGAUUUUUUCAGGCCACACAAGGUUCAGAGGAAGAUGUGAUUCAUGACCCUCAUGAGAGUUGAAUCAUUGAUGUAACGAUGUACCACAAUAAUAGCGACUAUUUUGCCACCACCAGAGAAAUUCUGGAGCCAUAUACAUUGCAGAAAAACGAAGACAAAAUUGAUCUUUUUUC
This is a messenger RNA of Oryza brachyantha (malo sina), 1269 nucleotides long. RefSeq lists its product as uncharacterized. The transcript is spliced from 8 exons. NCBI's taxonomy places the organism in Eukaryota, Viridiplantae, Streptophyta, Magnoliopsida, Poales, Poaceae. The record is from RefSeq and is a predicted model, not a curated record. Bases 29 to 943 code for a protein of 304 amino acids.